Molecule: messenger RNA, 795 nt
Organism: Giardia duodenalis
Lineage: Eukaryota; Fornicata; Diplomonadida; Hexamitidae
Exons: 1
Coding region: 1-795 (264 amino acids)
Source: RefSeq, a predicted model, not a curated record
AUGCUGAGGCAGGCAGAUGGAUUCACUGCUUCUCACCCUCUCGUUUCUAAUAUUAUAGAUGCACUAAACGCAAAGCUUGUAUGUGCGCACAAAGAUCUAGAUGAACUCAAGUACAAACACGAGCAGGAAAUGCAGAAGUUGGCAGAGCUUGUAUCCUUGCGAUCUACACUUAUUGGACAGCAUUUUAAGCACUAUGACAUACUGGAGGACAGCGAGUAUGUCUUCAACUUUAUCCAAAAGCAGAUUCUUCGACUACCAAGGUAUUUGAAGAUUGCCUCCGAUCUCUCUUCGCAGAUGGGGCAGCCCGUCACAGCUCCAGAGAUGCAUACGCAGCGGAUGGUUAACUGGCACUCUACCCUUUCUCAAAGCCUCGACCAGGCCCGACUUGAUCUUCACAGUCUCGAGGCAGAAAUUAACGAUGAACGCACCAGGCUUAUAACGACUACAUUAGAGGCUUGUUUACAAAAGAUUGGAACCGCAAAGGUUAUGGAGACACUCGAUUAUAGUGUUCUACGGCAGGAAUACGGCAAGCAGCUGCUUAGUCUUCAGCAUCUGCUCUGCCGUUCGCGUAUCGCCGUUGCGGAAGGAAUUGAAAAGAAGUGUAGUGGUGGUUUGAGAGCAUUUUCUGCUGGACUAAUAGACGCGUUAAGGAAAUCUGCUGAUCUACUAGGUCAGAUGAGACGCCAUUUAGAGUAUUUCGGAGACAACCUAGACAGAUAUGGUGACAAGAUCUACAAAUAUCUGGCCUUGAAAAGGCAGUUGGAGAGGCUAAAGAAUAGGCUUGAAGCGCCAUGA